Messenger RNA from Mesocricetus auratus (golden hamster), 4216 nucleotides. RefSeq names its product zinc finger protein 431-like. Lineage: Eukaryota; Metazoa; Chordata; Mammalia; Rodentia; Cricetidae. Gene Ontology annotation, biological process: regulation of DNA-templated transcription. The record is from RefSeq and is a predicted model, not a curated record.
ACUUCCGGGAGCCUGGCUGCUCGCUUGGCUUUGCAGAGCAGCAGGCGCUGGUGUUUUCGUGUGGGUGUGCUGUACUGCGAGUGCAGGGAGCUGUGAGGGGACCAUGGGCGAGCUGGGAGGCCACGACAUGGAUGCAGUGACCUAUAAUGAUGUGCAUGUUGACUUCACUCGGGAAGAGUGGGCUUUGCUGGAUCCUUCCCAGAAGAAUCUCUACAAAGAUAUGAUGCUGGAGACCUAUAUGAACCUCACUGCUAUAGGCUACAGAUGGGAAAACCAUAAUAUUGAAGAACGUUGUCAAAGUUCUCGAAGACAUGGAAGGCACGAAAGAAGUCAUACUGGAGAGAACCCUUGUGAAUAUACUCAAGGUGUGAAAGCCUUUGCAUAUCAGAGCCGUCUUCAAAGUCAUGAAAGAUUUCAUGCUGGAGAGAAAUCCUAUGAAGGUAUUCAAUAUGGUGAAGCGUUUGCAUGUCAUAGUAGUCUGCGAAUACAUAAAGGAGCAUGUACUGGAGAGAAGCCCUAUGAAUGUAAUCAGUGCAUUAAAGCUUUUGCAUUUCAUAGUCAUCUUCAAAUGCAUAAAAGAACACAUACUGGAGAGAAAACUUAUGAAUGUAUUCAAUGUGAUAAAGCUUUUACAUGUAAUAGUCAUAUUCAAAUGCAUAAAAGGACACAUACUGGGGAGAAAUCCUAUGAAUGUAAUCAAUGUGGUAAAGCCUUGGCAUCUCAAGGUAGUCUCCAAAUACAUAAAAGAACACAUACUGGAGAGAAACCCUAUGAAUGUAAUCAAUGUGGUAAAGCUUUUGUAUGUCAAAGCAGUCUCCAAAGGCAUGAAAGAACACAUACUGGAGAGAAACCCUAUGAAUGUAAUCAAUGUGGUAAAGCCUUUGCAUCUCAAAGUAAUCUCCAAAUACAUAAAAGAACACAUACUGGAGAGAAACCCUAUGAAUGUAAUCAAUGUGGCAAGGCUUUUGCACAUCAGAGUCAUUAUCGAAGUCAUGAAAGAAUACAUACUGGAGAGAAACCCUAUGAAUGUAAUCAAUGUGGUAAAGCUUUUGUAUGUCAAAGCAGUCUCCGAAUACAUAAAAGAACACAUACUGGAGAGAAACCCUAUGAAUGUAAUCAAUGUGGCAAGGCUUUUGCACAUCAGAGUCAUUAUCGAAGUCAUGAAAGAAUACAUACUGGAGAGAAAUCCUAUGAAUGUAAUCAAUGUGGUAAAGCCUUUGCAGUCAGUAGUUAUCUUCAAGUGCAUGAAAGAACACAUACUGGAGAGAAACCCUAUGAGUGUAAUCAAUGUGGUAAAGCCUUUGCACGCCAAUGUAGUCUCCAAAUACAUAAAAGAACACAUACUGGAGAGAAACCCUAUGAAUGUAAUCAAUGUGGUAAAGCCUUUGCACGCCAAUGUAAUCUCCAAAUACAUAAAAGAACACAUACUGGAGAGAAACCCUAUGAAUGUAAUCAAUGUGGCAAGGCUUUUGCACAUCAGAGUCAUUAUCGAAGUCAUGAAAGAAUACAUACUGGAGAGAAACCCUAUGAAUGUAAUCAAUGUGGUAAAGCCUUUGCACAUCAGUGUCAUUAUCGAAGGCAUGAAAGAACACAUACUGGAGAGAAACCCUAUGAAUGUAAUCAAUGUGGUAAAGCCUUUGCACGCCAAUGUAGUCUCCAAAUACAUAAAAGAACACAUACUGGAGAGAAACCCUACGAAUGUAAUCAAUGUGGCAAGGCAUUUGCAUGUCAAAGUAGUCUCCAAAUACAUAAAAGAACCCAUACUAGAGAGAAACCCUAUGAAUGUAAUCACUGUGGUAAAGCCUUUUCACAACUCAGUAGUCUUAAAAAACAUAAAAGAACACAUACUGGAGAGAAACCCUACAUAUGUAAUCAUUGUGAUAUACCCUUUGUGUCAGAAACCUUCAAAAAUAUAAAAAAAAUCAUACUGUGGUGAAGCAAUCUAAAUGUAGUCACUGUAGCGAUGUUUUGCAAGUCCUGGUAGUCUUUGUACAAGAGCAAAACAUUUUGUGUGUAAUAGGUUUAUUAAAGCUUCUGAAUAUGACAUUAGACUUUGAGUAUCUGAAAAAACUCAUACCAAAGGGAAUCUGAAAUAAAUGAUUUGGUGAGAUCUUUAGCCAACAUGCUUACAUUCAGUUAGACAAGAUUAUUUAUUCUGGAAUAAAUAAUGCCAACAGUGUUCAAGCAUUAUGAUGUCCCUCUCUAUUUUGUUUACACCUGCAACUCACAUGGACAAAAGGCCUAAAUUUAAAUAACAUGGUAACCCUUUUGGAUCUCAUAGUUUUCUGCAAUUACAUGAGGUAAUGAAUCCAGGUGUAAAACUUCAUGGAUGCAUAUUAGUGCCUUUUCUGUUGCUGUAGUUAAACAUCACGUCUAAGUGAACCUACAAAGGGCUUUAAUUUGGCCCUUAGUUCCAAAGGGUUACAGGAUCACUGUGAAAGUGUCAUGGAAACAAGUGUCAGACAUGCAGCUAAAGUAGGAAAGUAAGAAUUUACAUCCUUAACCUGUAACAUGAAGCUGAAAAUAGUGAGCAGAUGUAAACUCUCAGGCCAACUUCCAGAGACAUAUUUCUUGCAGCAUGGCUGCAUUUCCUGAAUCUUUCCAAGUGACACCACAGUUUGAGAAUGAUUGAUUUCUAUGACUUCAAGUGUACAUGCUUGCUUUAUUUUACAUGAACCAAUUCAUGAUGGAGAAAAACUCUACAAGCCUUUAGAUGCCUCAACACCUGUGUUACAGGAAUUACAAGAGAAAAACAUUCACAAUUGAAAAUUGGUUUAAAGAUUUGUUUUAAGUUUAAUUAUGCCAUGUCAGUGUGUCUUUGUAUGGGUAUAUACUUUCUUGUUCCCAAGAAGUUUAGACCCUUGGGGCUUUUAGCAGGAUUACUGGAAGUUGUCAAAAACCUGACCCUGGUUCUGGGAAUGAACUUGUAUUAAGGGUUCAGCCAUGUCUCUAGCCCUAUAAAUAUUUUUAAGCUUUUUAUAUGAUCUAUGAUCGUGAUAUCAUUAAAUAGGGAGGAACUCAUACAAGAGUAAAACCCUAUUCAUGUAAACAGUCUGGUAAAAAAAUUAGACAUCACAAUUGUCUUCAGUUUCAAGAAAAAUGUGUUUCAUCUCUUUUUUGUUACAGCCUAGAAGUAAAUCAUUAACCAAGUUCAUUAAAGACUGAUGUUAUGAUCACAUUGUGUCUUCUAUUUUGCAACAUUUGAGGUAGAUAUUAAACUGUGCUAUAUGUGGCAAAUCCAUUUAGUGAAGUUUAUUUUGUGGUCCUAUUCCUUCUAUGGCUUUAAUCAUCUUCUAUUGUGCUUUCACUUAGUGAGAGAUAUUUUUCUGCUGCCAGGUAUAGAAUAGGAUAGCUAUCUUCUAAGUGGUCCAUUUUUAUUUAAAUACCAGGCAGUGUGUGAUCAUACUUUUCAAGUUAGGGUGUCUGUGAAAGAGUGGUGGGGUUUUCUUCCUGGUUUUAUUUUUCACAAGUUCCUUUGAAAUGUUGUUUGUUAUCUAGGCUGGCUUGGAUGUCAGUAAUUAGUCAGGGAUACAUAUGAAUUCAUGAUCUUCAUGUGUUAUUCUCCUAAGUAUAAGUCUAAGGGUAAAUGGUAUACAUCCAAUGUUUCCUGUUUUGUCAAAAUAUUUUAACAAUGCUAAUUUUAAAGUACUUAUUAGAGAAUAUAAAAAACAUUAAAUGCCUCAUACAUAUUCUAAGAAACAUUUUCAUCUAUCUGAAAGAGACAUAUUAAAGUAGGAUAAUCAGCAAUCAACUACAUAUUUUACAAUAGACCUUGAGGUGCUAUGGAUAUAUAUAUAAUUUGAGGUUCCAUGUAUCUACAUGUCUUCAUCAGUUAUCCAUUUGGCACAUCAUUUUGAAGUAUUGCCUUCUAAGUGGAUAUACAGAAAUGCCAGAUAAUGUAAUUGCAAUGAGAUUUUUUUUUCUGGUUUGUGUUUGUAAUGUGGCUAUGGGUUUUUAGGCCAUGACAAAUAUGUGGAGACCAGAAGAAAACUUUAUAGGGUCUAUUUUUGUCCAUUUUCAUAUGGUGAUUAAGAUGAGAUAACAGCCUUGCACAACACAGACAUUUCCAACAGAGUUUCUCACUGAUGCUCAAAUAAGAUUAGUUGAAACAUUAAAUCAGUAAAGUAUUUCCUUUUCAGAUUGUAAACAUGUUUUAAUUGAAAGGUGAUGGAAAAACAGGAGAAAUUAAAUAAUAAAUCCUAUUAGCAAAUGAAAA